CCAGCUGGGGUAAAGCGACUUCUGAUUUGGUGACGCAAUAAGGCUGCGACCGGGCUCCAACUCACCCCACGUGAAUUCCUGAUAGCCAUGGCCGCUCUCGCAGCUUGUGAAGAUUGGGUUGUGGCGACCAGUGGGAAAAGUCUAAUUGCAGUUCCGAUUAAAUCAGAGAGAGAACCAUUCCUCUACGACUGUAGCAAGGCGGAGCAAAAGCCUAAAGACAGCAAUAAUAAAAGUGAAGAAGGUGGAUCGGAAGAGACCAGUACCGACAAGAUCUUAGCUUUCGCUAUUUCCUCCUGCGGAAAGUUCUGUGCCUUAACGGAUGACCGCAAACGCCUAGUUCUAUUCCGUACUGUGCCGUCCUGGCACCGUGUCAGUAUCAGGUGGGUUGUGCGGCGAUGCACGUCACUGGUGUUCACCGAGGCCGGAGAUGAGAUUUUGGUGGCGGAUAAAUCUGGUGACGUCUACUCCUUCUCUGUAUUGGAAUACGAAAAGGAGGGCCAGCUCAAGCUGGGGCAUCUUUCCAUGCUUUUGGCUGUGGCUGUAAGCAACAACGACAAGUAUGUAAUCACAGCUGACCGUGAUGAGAAAGUUAGGGUGAGCGUCCUCAAGUCGCCCCACAACAUCCAGUCAUUCUGUUUGGGGCAUCGAGAGUUUGUCAGUGCUUUGUGCACCUCUGCUCUGCAUCCCAAUUGGCUGUUGUCUGGCUCCGGGGAUGGGACAGUGAAGCUCUGGGAGUACGAGACCGGCCGACAGCUGCAGAGCUUGGACCUGAAGGAUCUUGCUGGGAUGUCGCCCUCAAACACCAAGAGGCUUGCCAUCUCCAGGGUCGUGAGUUCGCCAGAUGGUCACGUGGCAGUGCUGUGUGAAAGUGUUCCUGCAGUGCAUUUGUUCCGGGCUGAUGUGGAAACAGAGCAGAAGCUCAUACCUUCGGAAACGCUGACGCUCCCUCACGCUGCUUGGGAUCUGACCUUUGACCCCCGGGGUCACCUCUGGGUCCAGCUGGAGAGCCAGGACCAGCCCAUUCUGCUAUACACACACACACAAGAUGGCUGGGAGUGUGAAAGUCAGAGUCCAGAGCUGAAAAUGGUGAUGGAGGCGCUACAAAGCCACUGGGAUAUCUUCAAGGACUCACUGCACCUGGAAAGUCCUUUCAAGCACCUGUACAAGGUGAACUUUGACAAUAUGGCCUCUUACCUGGAAAAGAAGCAGGAGAGAAUCCAACAGCAAGGACAGAAGGGGGGCAAGAAGAGGGUGGGCCGGCUCCAUCAGUCCAACGGGGCGAGCAAGAAGGCCAAGAUGGACACCCCCCCCGCUGUCACUCACGAUUCUGGCUGAGACUGGUGGGGUCCUGGGCUGCUGCUGGAUGUUUUGCUUUUAUGGACGUGAUGGAGGCGUUUUAAGAAACAAUUUAAUGGCCAUGCUUACAGAGCACCUGACAAAGAUUUCAUUUUUUUUUAAGCUGCUGCAAAAUAAGAUGGCAUGCAUUAGAAUGCUGUUAUUAAAUGUGUAUUUGUAUAUGACUCCAAACUCUGUCUAAUUGGGACAGCUGUGUGCAGGUACAGAUGCUUCUGUAAGCCAGUCUUUAUUUUCCAUCUCUGUGUUCUGUGCCUGGAUGCUCGUUCAUGCUUUUACUUAGUUGGUUGCUUGGGGUGACUGGGAGGCUCAGCGGAAAGAAAUCAGAUCACCAUCAGCUCAGCACCCCCUGUCUUGGAGGUGUGAAGUGUCCUAACUGAAGUGGGGUGCUGUACCAUACCCCCCACUGGUGAGAAACAGAGGGCAGGCCCUCACUAUGGGGGGGGGGAGUAUUCAAUAAGGACUGCUGCUCUUGCAUGGGCUUUCCCCAUGGCCCAUAGGUGAUCCAUGUGCUGUAGAGGGACCUGCAUUAUUUUCCUACUGCUGGUUUACCUGUCAGUCACUGCAAGCUGUUGAAGCCCUGAUCAGUUACUGUUUAAAAAAAAAAUAAAAAAUCAAUUCAUCAAUA
Molecule: messenger RNA, 1981 nt
Organism: Brienomyrus brachyistius
Lineage: Eukaryota; Metazoa; Chordata; Actinopteri; Osteoglossiformes; Mormyridae
Gene: wdr4
Product: WD repeat domain 4
Exons: 11
Coding region: 88-1335 (415 amino acids)
Biological process (GO): RNA (guanine-N7)-methylation
Cellular component (GO): tRNA methyltransferase complex; cytosol; nucleus
Molecular function (GO): protein binding; tRNA (guanine(46)-N7)-methyltransferase activity
Source: RefSeq, a predicted model, not a curated record